This is a messenger RNA of Numida meleagris (helmeted guineafowl), 1596 nucleotides long. It is a transcript of the gene NT5DC2, whose product is annotated as 5'-nucleotidase domain containing 2. Lineage: Eukaryota; Metazoa; Chordata; Aves; Galliformes; Numididae. Gene Ontology annotation, molecular function: 5'-nucleotidase activity. The record is from RefSeq and is a predicted model, not a curated record.
GUCCGAGGGCGCCGACACCCGGAGCUACCUGUGGGCCAGGUACCACGAGAUGAAGAAGCUGGUCUAUGAUCUCCUUCCACCAGGAGUCUGCAAUCUCCUCAACCCAGCAGCUAUCUACGCUAACAAUGAGAUCAGCCUGAGAGAUGUUGAGAUAUAUGGCUUUGACUACGACUACACGUUAGCGCAGUAUUCUAACUUACUGCACUCCAUGAUUUUCAACACUGCCAGAGACAUCCUAAUAGAACAGUUCAAGUAUCCAGAAGGGCUUGGGAAGUAUGACUACAUUCCAGGGUUUGCCAUACGCGGACUUCACUAUGACGUACAAAAGAGUCUGCUGAUGAAGAUCGAUGCUUUCCAUUAUGUCCAGCUUGGGACAGCAUAUAGAGGGCUCAAACCAGUGCCUGAUGAAGAGGUAAUCGAACUCUACGGAGGUACGCAGCACAUCCCCCUGUAUCAAAUGAGCGACUUCUAUGGCAAGGGUCCUUCACUUAAACAGUUUAUGGACAUCUUUUCUCUUCCUGAAAUGACACUGCUCUCUUCAGUCAUCGAUUACUUUAUAACUCAUGGCAUUGAGUUUGACCAGGUCCAUCUUUACAAGGAUAUAUCUGAUGCUAUUAGAGAUGUACAUGUGAAAGGAGUGAUGUACAAAUGGAUUGAAAAAGAUAUGGAACAGUAUAUUCUGCAUGGUGAUGAAAUCUAUGCUGUCCUAAACAGACUGGUGAACCACAAAAAGAAACUCUUCCUCAUUACGAACAGUCCCUUUAGCUUUGUGGACAAAGGAAUGAAACACAUGGUUGGCAAGAACUGGCGGGACUUAUUUGACAUGGUCAUUGUGCAAGCUGACAAACCCAACUUCUUCACUGAUCGGCGAAAACCUUUUAGAAAACUGGAUGAUAAUGGCUCACUGCAAUGGGACAAAAUAAACCAGCUGGAGAAAGGAAAGAUCUACAAAGAGGGUAAUCUCUUCGAUUUUCUGAGGCUGACAGGUUGGCGUGGAUCCAAGGUGCUCUACUUCGGUGAUCAUCUGUACAGUGAUCUUGCGGACCUCAUGCUGCGUCAUGGCUGGAGGACCGGAGCCAUAGUCCCUGAACUGGAGACAGAGAUUCGCAUCAUAAACACAGAGCAGUACAUGCACUCCCUGACCUGGCAGCAGGCUCUGACGGGGCUGCUGGAGAGGAUGCAGAUGUAUCAGGAUGCGGAGUCAAAGCAGGUACUGCUGGAGUGGAUGAAGGAGCGGCAGGAGAUCAGGUCCCUGACAAAGAACCUGUUCAACCCCCAGUUUGGAAGCAUCUUCCGUACCUUCCACAACCCCACGUACUUCUCACGCCGGCUGGUGCGGUUCUCUGAUAUCUACAUGGCAUCCAUCAGUUGCCUGCUGAAUUACGAUGUGAAUUUCACCUUCUACCCACGGCGCACACCUCUGCAGCAUGAGGCCCCGCUCUGGAUGGAUCAGCUCUGCACAGGCUGCAUGAAAACCCCCUUCCUGGAGGAGAUGGUGCACAUUCGGUGAAGGGCCGGCUAUUCUGGCCCACAGAGCAAGUCUGUAUGUGUGGCCACCAGCACCUCUGUCUACCACUAAAGGGUGUUUGACAUUUA